Molecule: messenger RNA, 1141 nt
Organism: Diceros bicornis minor
Lineage: Eukaryota; Metazoa; Chordata; Mammalia; Perissodactyla; Rhinocerotidae
Gene: RAC3
Product: Rac family small GTPase 3
Exons: 6
Coding region: 425-1045 (206 amino acids)
Biological process (GO): motor neuron axon guidance; cortical cytoskeleton organization; regulation of cell shape
Cellular component (GO): cell cortex; cell projection; cytoplasmic vesicle
Molecular function (GO): protein kinase binding; GTP binding; GTPase activity
Source: RefSeq, a predicted model, not a curated record
AGGGAGUGCUCUCCUUAGAAACCACGUGCACGCAGACAACCGCACGCACGUCCCGGUGGGCGGGAAUCGCCUGCCUGCGCUUCCCCCUGCCUCUUGGCGUUGGUCACGAGAGCGGCCGGGAGCCCCCGUGCACCGGGCCCUGCACCUAACCAGAGCUGGAGCGCGCCCGAGCUCGGGGACAGACUGCGGGUGUCCCGGUGCCUCGCUCCACACCAGAUUUCUCUGGAAGGCGCGUCGGCGCGGGUUCGGAGCUGACCCGCGACCCCCGCCGGCGGCGCUCGGCUAUCUUCGCGCCGGCGCUCGGCGGCGCUCGGCAGUCUCCGUCCUCUCGUCUCGGCGCUCGGCUCCGGUCCGCGGCCGCUGCGGCGCCGGGCAUUUCUCCGCAGCUGGGCUGGCGGCCGCGCCCGCCGCCCGGCCCGCGCCCAUGCAGGCCAUUAAGUGCGUAGUGGUCGGCGACGGCGCCGUGGGGAAGACCUGCUUGCUGAUCAGCUACACGACCAAUGCCUUCCCGGGAGAGUACAUCCCCACCGUUUUUGACAACUACUCUGCGAAUGUGAUGGUGGAUGGGAAGCCGGUCAACCUGGGACUGUGGGACACUGCUGGGCAGGAGGACUACGACCGGCUGCGGCCGCUCUCCUAUCCCCAGACUGUAGGUGACCAGAGGGCCAGCCCCAGGAGCUGGGUGGCUCAGGACGUCUUUCUGAUCUGCUUCUCCCUGGUGAGCCCGGCCUCCUUUGAAAAUGUUCGAGCCAAGUGGUACCCGGAGGUGCGGCACCACUGCCCCCAUACGCCCAUCCUCUUGGUGGGCACCAAGCUGGACCUCCGUGACGACAAGGACACCAUCGAGCGGCUGCGGGACAAGAAGCUGGCGCCCAUCACCUACCCCCAGGGCCUGGCCAUGGCCCGGGAGAUCGGCUCUGUCAAGUACCUGGAGUGCUCAGCCCUGACUCAGCGGGGCCUGAAGACGGUGUUUGAUGAGGCCAUCCGGGCUGUGCUCUGCCCGCCCCCCGUGAAGAAGCCAGGGAAGAAGUGCACGGUCUUCUAGAGCCUGGCUUCCAGAGGAGCAGCCCCACCGCUGCCCGUGUCUGCUGUCGUGUUGAGAUGUUUGGUGUUCCUGAGUCUGCUGUGGGGGAGUUGUGUG